AUGGGCAAGACCAAGACCAAGUCCGGGGAGAAGCGCAAGGCGGAGCCCGAGAGCACCUCUCUCUUCGGGGGCAAGAAGGACGAGGGGCUGAGCGGUCUCUUCAGUGCGGCGGCUACGUUUACUGCGCCCACGGCGGCGAAGAAGAAGGCGAAGCUCGCGGCUCCCGAGCCCGAGGAGGCUGAAUCUGUUGGCGAGGACGAGAGCGACACGACCGAAGACGAAGACGAGGACGAGUCGGCCGACUCGGACGUGGGCCAGGAGCCCGCAGACGAGGCCGAUGCCGACUACGCUGCGACGCGGGACGCGAUGGAUGCCGCCAUCGCCAAGCGCGCGCAGAAGGCGGCGGCGAAGCGGGCCGCGGACGGAAGUGCGGCCGUCGAGGCGAAGGAGGCGAAGGAGCUCGCGAAGCGGGUCAUGAAGGGGGCCAAGGCCAAGGCGGCCGAGGAGGCGGCUGCCGACGAGGCUGAGGAGUUGGAUGAGGAGGAGGACUCUGAGGCCGAGGGAGAGGCAGAGCAGGAGGACUCAGACUCCGAGGCCGAGCUCGUCCACGAGUCCCUCAAGACCCCCCCCGAGCGGAGAAAGCGUGAUGCGAAGAAGUACGUCCCGGAGGACGAGAGCCGGGCGGACCGGGACCGGCGGACGAUCUUUAUCGGUAACGUGCCCAUCGAGUGUGUCAAGGAGAAGUCCGCGCUGAAAGCGCACAUCCGCGCCUUCGUGCCCACGGCCAAGAUCGAGAGUGUCCGAUUCCGCUCCGUCGCGUUCUCAAAGCCGACGGUCGCGCUGCCGGACGACGAGGAGGCGGGCAACGCCGAGGGUAAGCGCGCGCGGCGCGAGAAGGCGCGUGCGGCCGCGUGGCGCAAUGCCCAGGACGCCGACGAGGGGCGCGGCACGCGGAGGGGCGAGGACGACGUCGUUGAUAAGAGCAAGAGCUUCCUCGACGCGAAGGGCAAGCGCAAGGUUGCGUUUAUCAAGAAGGACUUCCACGAGAGUGCCGCGGCGUGCAAUGCCUACCUCGUCUUCGAGCAUGCGCGCCCAGACCGGCCCGCAAACCUCCCGCCCCUCAUGAACCCUUACGACGCGGCCGCGGCCGCGCUCGCCGCCAACGGCACAGAGUUCAUGGGCAACACGCUGCGCGUGGACACGAUGCGUUCCCCCGCCGCCGCCGCGCUGUCGUCCGCCUCGACCUCACUCUCGAAGCGCGACGCGUGGCUCCCCUCGGGGACAGACCCGAAGAGCUGCGUCUUCGUCGGCGGCCUCGACUAUGCCGCCAAAGAAGAAGACGUGCGCGCCUUCUUUGAGGCGCUGGUUGUGUCUGAGCGCGGCGCGCCCUCCGAGGGGACUUAUGUGACCUCGGUCCGCCUGAUUCGGGACCGGGACACGCAACUGGGCAAAGGGUUCGGAUACGUCCACUUCGUCGACCGGGAGAGCGUGGACGAGGUCAUCGCGCUGCCCUCUUCCAAGCUCAAGUUCGCCAAGCGCCCGAUUAGGGUGCAGCAGUGCAAGACCCUCCCCGGGGCCCAGAAACGCCCCGUGCUCUCAGCCGUCCCAGCGGGCUCGAAGAAGGCGCCGAAGAAGCUCCGCACCGCCCCAGCAGUCAUGCCCAAGGGCAACCCCGAGCUGGGCGAGAAACUGAAGAACCUGAGCAAGGAUGAGCGCAAGGCGGCGAAAGCGAGCGAUGCGGAGCGUCUCGCGCGCCGUUUGGCGAAGAAACAGGCCAAGGUCGCCGCGCAGCAUCGCGAGACUGGAGCUGUCAAGCUGGCCUCGACCAAGGCUGAGAAGAACUCUCGGGCUAAGAAUGUCAAGGCCAAGAAGGGACGGGCGAGGAGCUCGAAUGCCAUUGCCAAGAUGAAGGGCGCUAGGCAGUAA
Messenger RNA from Trichosporon asahii var. asahii CBS 2479, 1866 nucleotides. Its product is annotated as RNA-binding protein. Gene Ontology annotation, molecular function: RNA binding. The record is from RefSeq and is a predicted model, not a curated record. The coding region runs from base 1 to 1866 and encodes 621 amino acids. The transcript has 4 exons. NCBI's taxonomy places the organism in Eukaryota, Fungi, Basidiomycota, Tremellomycetes, Trichosporonales, Trichosporonaceae.